CAAUUCUCUCACUCAACCUACCAGUCUUCCAACCCCCUUCUUCCAAUUUUCCAAUGGCUUCUUCUUCAACCAGCCUCUUAGCUUCUUCCUCUACAACCCAUCACUGGAAGUAUGAUGUCUUCCUUAGUUUCAGAGGUGAAGACACCCGCAAAAGCUUUACUGAUCAUCUUCACCAGGCGCUUUGCCGAAAAGGAAUCAAGACUUUCAUAGACGAUCAACUCAGGAGAGGUGAACAAAUAUCUCCAGCACUCCUGAAGGCAAUCGAAGAGUCAAGGUUUUCCAUCAUCAUUUUCUCCAAAAACUAUGCUUCUUCGAGUUGGUGUUUGGAUGAACUGGUAAAGAUUCUGAACUGCGUCAAAGUGAUGGGACAAAGGGCUCUACCAGUUUUUUACAAAGUGGAUCCCUCUCAUGUAAGAAAACAAACAGAGAGUUUUGCAGAAGCAUUUGCCAAGCAUGAACAAGUUUACAGGGCGAAUGUGGAGAAAGUGCUCAAGUGGAGAGAAGCUUUAACUGAAGCAGCCGGACUGUCUGGAUGGGAUUCAAGAGAUAGACAUGAAUCCAAGGUUAUUGAGGAAAUUGUUACCAAGAUCCUGAAUGAUUUGAUUGAUGCAUCCUCGAGCAACAUGGAGGCUUUAGUUGGAAUGGAUUCCCAUAUACAGGAUGUGUUUUCAUUAUUAUGCCUUGACUCAAUUGAUGUUCGGAUGGUAGGACUUUGGGGCAUGCCUGGCAUAGGUAAGACUACCAUUGCCGAAGUUGUUUGUGAGAGAAUUUGUAACCAAUUUGAAGGUUGUUGCUUUCUUUCAAAUGUUAGAGAAAAAUCGCAAAAAAAUGAUUCAAUUGAUUUACAAAUUGAACUCCUUUCACAAGUUUUAAGGGAAGGAAAUCUAAAUACAAAAAUUUUCAAUAGAGGAAUGAAUAUUAUAAAGGAUAGACUCCACUCCAUGAAGGCCCUUAUUAUUCUUGAUGAUGUGGAUCACCAACAACAAUUGGAGGAUUUAGCAGGAAAUCAUAAUUGGUUUGGUCCAGGAAGUCGAAUUAUCAUAACAAGUAGAGAUAAGCAAGUGCUUAAUCCUCAAGUGGAUGCAAUAUAUGAAGUUAGGGAAUUAAAGUAUGAUGAAGCUCGUAAGCUUUUUUGCCAGUAUGCAUUUAGACAAAAGUUCCCUACAGAAGAUUUUAUGACCCUAUGUGGUGAUGCAUUAUAUUAUACUAAAGGGGUUCCCUUAGCCCUUAAAGUUUUGGGUUCUUUUCUAUAUGAAAAAAGCGUUCCCGAAUGGAAGAGCGAAUUGGAUAAACUAAAACAAUUCCCCAACAAGAAAGUUCAGAAUGUGCUCAAAACAAGUUUUGACGGAUUAGAUGACAAUGAAAAGGAUAUAUUUCUUGAUGUUGCAUUCUUCUAUAAAGGGCAAGACAAAGAUUUUGUUAGAGAAAUACUAGAUAGUUGUUUCUUCUUUGACACUGGCAUAAGAAGUCUUCUAGAUAAGUCGCUCAUAACUAUUUCAAAAAAUAAGUUGUGCAUGCAUGAUUUGCUACAAGAAAUGGGUUGGGAAGUUGUUCGUCAAGAAUCUAUCAAAGACCUCGGCACACGCAGUAGGUUACUGGUUCAUGAUGAUGUUAAUCAUGUAUUAACAACAAAUACGGGGACUCAAGCAGUUGAAGGCAUAGUCCUUGACUUGUCAGCAUCUAAAGAGCUAAACCUCAAUGUUGAUGCCUUUGCAAAGAUGAACAGAUUAAGAUUGCUCAGAUUCUGUAAUUGUGAAUUUUUUGGAAGCUCUGAAUAUUUAUCUAGGAAAGAGUUAAUUGCUAGGGCUGAUGCUUGGAGAAGGAAAUACCAUGGGGACAAUGGUUGUAAAUUGCAUCUAUUUGGGAAUUUUAAAUUUCUCUCCAACAACUUAAGAUCUCUCCAUUGGCAUGGAUACCCUUUGAAGACCCUUCCAGCAAAUUUUUAUCCAGAGAAGCUUGUUGAGCUAAACAUGUGCUCUAGUCAGCUUGCACAAUUAUGGGAAGGAAACAAGCCAUUUGAGAAGUUGAAAUUCAUCAAACUUUGCCACUCUCAACUUCUAACCAAUACUCCAGACUUCUCUGGGACCCCAAAACUAAGGAGACUAAUCCUCAAAGGUUGUACAAGUUUGGUGAAAGUUCACCCAUCCAUUGGAGCUCUUAAGGAGCUUAUUUUCCUGAAUUUAGAAGGCUGCAAGAAGCUCAGUAGUUUCCCAAGCAGCAUCCAUAUGGAGUCUCUUCAAAUUCUUAUUCUCUCUGGCUGCUCAAAACUCAAGAAUUUUCCAGAGGUCCAAGGGCAAAUGGAAAAUUUAUCAGAGCUUUAUUUAGAUGGGACUGCUAUCAGAGGGCUACCUUCAUCAAUUGCACAUCUUAAUGGGCUUGUUUUGUUGGAUUUGACCAAUUGUAAACAACUUGCAAAUCUUCCACAAAGCAUUUGUGAGCUGACAUCUCUUCAGACUCUUACUCUCUCUGGUUGCAUCGAACUGAAGAAAUUGCCAGAUGACUUGGGGAGCCUACAAUGUUUAGUAGAGCUCAAUGCAAAUGGAACUGCUAUACAAGAGGUACCUCCCUGUAUUACUCUUUUGUCAAACCUUCGAGUAUUAUCAUUUGCAGGAUGUAAGGGAGGGGAUUCUAUGUCACGGAAUUUGGUUUUCUCUUUCUGGUCAUCACCAACAAAAUACUUGCGACUGCCUUCUUUGUUGGGUUUACACUCCUUGCAAAGUUUGAAUUUAAGUGACUGCAACCUCGUGGAAGGAGCACUGCCCAGUGACCUCGCAUCCCUAUCUUCAUUGAAAGAUUUAGAUCUGAGCAGAAACAGUUUGAUCAUUACCGUGCCUGAUAGCCUCAGUCAACUUUCUCAGCUCAAAAAGCUGAUACUGAAGCACUGCAAGAGUCUUCAAUCAUUGCCAGAGCUUCCAUCAAGUAUUGAAACUCUAGAGUGCAAUGAUUGCACGUCCCUGGAAACCUUCUCAUAUCCAUUAAGUGCAUAUGCAUUGAGGCAGUCAGGAGGGUUCACCUUUAAAUUUUCUAAUUGCUUGCGAAUGGUGGAGAAUGAGCACAGUGGCGUUCUGGAAGCUAUCGUACUGGGAAUUCAGCUUGUUGCAUCAAUACCGAAAUCCCUGCAUCCAAAUAAGCAUACCCCUUGUCCAGUUAAUCAGUAUGAUGCUAUUGUUCCUGGAAAUAGCAUUCCAGAGUGGUUCAUCCAUCAGAGCAUGGGCUCUUCAGUAACAGUCGAGCUGCCUCCACAUUGGUAUAAUACCAAUUUGAUGGGAUUGGCUGCUUGUGCUGUUGUAGACGACAGGGAAGAGUACUCGGGCAUUAUAUAUUUUUGUGUCGAAGAUGCUGGUGUGUAUAACACGAUUCACAUGCAUAUUUCAAUGAAAGCUGACCACAUGUGGUUUGCGUAUCGAUCAGUUGGCUGCCUAGAAGUUAGAAGCAAUGGUGAGUUCGGAAAGCAGAGCGGCACCAUGACAGUUUCAUUUCGUAUAUAUCGCAUGGGGGAGCACCUAGAGGUGAAAAAGUGUGGGGUUCGUCUGGUGUAUGAGGAAGACAAGAAAGAUGGGGAAUGCAGCUUCUCUUAUCCUUCUCCCACCACCAUGGGCACUCUCUUUGCCAAAUCCGACUUCCCCCUCCAUCUCUAUUCCUCCUAUUCCAAUCAAAAGUUUAAAGGUGGUUCGGGUUGAACAAGCUGGUUGGAGCUCUAUCAUUCUUCCCUAUUUGAGGUACAAAUGACAUUGGUGACAAGAUCGGGAUAAGAAAUGUGCUUCUUUUAGAAAUAGAUUUUGAGUUGAUUAUUUAGGAUACUUGCUUCAGUAUUGAUUUUUGAAAAAAACAAACAAACAAACAAAACAAAAACAAAUGUGUU
Molecule: messenger RNA, 3862 nt
Organism: Vitis riparia (riverbank grape)
Lineage: Eukaryota; Viridiplantae; Streptophyta; Magnoliopsida; Vitales; Vitaceae
Product: disease resistance protein RUN1-like
Biological process (GO): signal transduction; defense response
Molecular function (GO): protein binding; ADP binding
Source: RefSeq, a predicted model, not a curated record